AUGACGACUUUGACGGCUGCAGCUCUGCUGCAUAACACCGCCACUCGUGUGACGCUAGGGAAUACGCCUUUGCACGCUGUGCCGGUGACGGUGGCACAGCAACUAAAGCCCCUGCUGGAAUCCAGCACCUCACUGACUGCCUUCACGGUCCACACACAAUUUACGCCUCCAGAAUCCUUGCGGCUUCUGCUACUUGGAGCUUCGCGUUGCCGCAGUCUGCAGCAUGUGCGACUGGUGGGGGGCAUCAGUGUGCUGCAGUCAAAGAUGUUGAUGUCGGCUUUUAUGCAAUUUACGUUUGCCCGAAGAAACUCGAGGGCGACCUCGGCGGUGAGACCUGUCAAGAGUCCUGCAGAGCGUUGUCCGCGUACACCCUUCUCGAAGCGUCCAUCACCGGCCCCCAAACUCCGCCGCAACGCUGCAGGGUGUGAAGCAGACAUGUCCCGUAACGGAUGCCACCCUGGUGGGUCCAGCAGGCUGCACUUGUAUGCGCGGGCGAACUCGGAGACCUCUAGGUUGCCCUCACCACGGAAGACCUGGUUGAAUGGAGUGCACAUGGUACUAGACAUGCAUCAUCUUGAUGACGUCGUGGCAGGUUUUUUGCUGAAAGGGCUGGAGCGAUCAGAACGCAUCGUCGGUCUUGAUCUCCACAUUGCCCCGACCUCACAGGCCGCCACACGGGCCGCAGGGCGUAUGUUGUCGCAUGCAAAUGCUAUUGUUGCUCGCAAUGCUCGACGAGUGCGUUACUUGCUAUGCCAGAAGCCUCCAGGCGAGGCUGCUCCUGCGCCGCGUGCACAUCAAAAAGAGAAGGUUCAAUUGGUUUCGUAUUCACCACUUUCAGAAGAUGCUCCAAAAGCAGAAUAUCGAGAGGAGGAGAGAGCGGGGGAAGAAAUCAGGAAGAAUGAGGAGUGGAGAGGGGCAAUUGCGGCUGUUCGACAGGAGCUAUCGACGUUCGAUUUGCAUACGCUUCCACCACGACGCUAUUCCCCGCCGCGUCUCUUAUCGGGGGCUCCGCCGGACCCGCCUUUGCGGCCAAUGCAGCCGCGUGUGGUGAAUGCACGCCUCAGACUCUUCGGAAAAGCUGAUGUGGAAACGGAGCACAGGCCACUGCAUGACGAGCGGGGGGGACGGAAGGGGGAGGAGGAGACAGUUCAUGACAAUGGAUGCUUCGUCUGCUUUGGAGAGGUGUCGCAUACGCCAGAACAGGUACAAGCACCAAAUACCCCACGAGAUGCAAGACGUGGGCGUGAGGAGCAGCGAGGAGAUGGAUUGUUUGCAUGCCCGACGCCAGGGGACUUCUUGGAGGCGACACAGGCGAGCCCAUCCUUCUCACGCCACACACCGUGUUCACCGCCUUCCACAAGGAAGCAGUUGACGCAACACAUUCGGUACCUCCACGGGUGCGUGCGAGACAUCAACGGCGUUGUGGUGCGCUACGAGAUGGCGAGUCGGGACUCCAUACAGAGAUUGGUCACCGAUAUGCGUGUGUUGGAGGAACGGUUUACAGAAGGGCUAACUUCCAAGCUAACCGACAUUUUGGUGUCCUUGUCGGAGAUGGAAAAACAGGUGGAGUGA
This is a messenger RNA of Trypanosoma rangeli, 1572 nucleotides long. RefSeq lists its product as uncharacterized. The transcript has a single exon. Bases 1 to 1572 code for a protein of 523 amino acids. The record is from RefSeq and is a predicted model, not a curated record. Lineage: Eukaryota; Euglenozoa; Kinetoplastea; Trypanosomatida; Trypanosomatidae.